CAGAGCAACAUACCUCCAGCCCCGCGCUGCUCCAGGGCUGCAGCGGUUAAAAGCCGCCCCGAAGAGCGGCCAUGCCGGCGGGCUCCAGCCAUCUGCCGGAUGGAAGGGAAGGAUACGCCCCCUAAGCGCACUUUGGGCUAAAAAAUGGAUAACUCCUUUGUGGAAGAAGUGGCUGCAUCACUGGUGAGGGAGUUUCUCAGUAGAAAGGUAACUUGUCUCGCUUUUCUCCAGCUAGUACAAAUGAGAAUGACACAGGAAAAAUGUUAAAGUGGUAAAAAGAUUGAGGACAGCUGGGAGGGGGGACUUCUUCCAGCCUGGAAGCAGCCGGAGCGAACCGUAACGAGCCUCUCGGGGAUUGAAGAAAACCAUCACUACCAUGGACCGGGAGCUUCCACGUUCUGCACUGAGCAUCAAUAACAGGAAUGAACUUCGAAACGUCCUACAUCUACACUCCUUGUACAAGCAGAACAAGGCAAAGGAGAACCCACUGAAAACACUUCUUGAAAUUAUUACUAAUUACUUCCUUGAGCACCGUGGGACUUCCCGAGGCAUCAGUUCAAGUUCUGCUCUUUCGGCUCUGCAAAGUAAGAGCUCAACAUCUCAUCCCCCUGACAUCUUGGAUGAAGACCAUCUGCGGGGGAACGCCACCACGCUUGAUGAAAGUGAAACUCAAGCCUACAGAUACGAUGUUGAGAAUCCAACAGAUAAAAUCGUUCCAUCCAGAAAACAUCAGCACAAAAGUGAGAAAUGCCACACAGGGACAAUACACAACAGCCACGUACCCUCUGAUGGGGAUAAGAAGUUAAAAGAUAGUCGAGAAGAUUUAAAAGCAGUGAUGAUUUCUGAGGAGCUGAAAUCCACACUGAAGGAGAAGCCAAAGCUCAGGUCUGGUCUCGUUGUCAGAGGAAUGAUGGCUGGACCAGUAGCCAGUUCCCCAGAGGAUCUGCAAAAAAGGAGGCUUUCAAAACGAUCCACUAGUGUAAGCAGCACAGCGCAGCUCAAGGGUGAAGAACAUGAAGAAAAUGACCUGAGUGUCCCAAGUACUGAUUUUCAGGGAAGUAAAGGAUCUUCAACACAAGUAAAUAUGAAGCUGGCAUCAAAGACUGUGUCAAGCUCACACACAAGUUCAGCCUCUGAAAAACUAAGAAACAUCCCCAAAGAUACAGAUGACUCUUUUGCCAAAUUGCUAUCUGAAAGAGAGAGGACCAAGACAGAAGAAAGAAAGUCAGUUCCGAGCUUUGGUACAGACAGCAAUGAAAAAAGCCUUAAAGUGAGUGCCUCUCACAGACAUUCAGGGACUGGGAGAGAGAAGAGAGAAAGGUCACUCAAGAAAAACGAAAGUCGAUUGUCAGGCCACAGGAAGUCUCCAACAUCCAAUUGCUCUAAAGAAGACCAGAUGAAAGAUGUUCUAGAAUUAGUUGAUGUUGAGGAUGAAGAAAGAGCUGGAGAAGUUAGUAAGAACCCGGAUCUUUCAACACUGUAUAUGCUUCAAGUAGUAUCAAAGGCAAUUGAUAUUUCUCUUGCAAAAGAAUUAAAAAAUCUUUUGUUUGGCUCCAGUCUUUGUUGCUUCAGUGAAGAAUGGAAAAUACAGAGUUUUACUUUUAAUAACACACCUCAGUUAAAAUAUGGCAUUGUGCAAAAAAAGGGUGGGCCAUGUGGAGUAUUGGCUGCAGUUCAAGCUUGUGUCCUACAGCAGCUUAUCUUUGCAGACAGUAACAGGAAUAAAGACACUCGUUGUCUUCAGCCUUCAGAAGUUCACAGGACCAAAUGCCUCACCAUGGCUAUUGCAGAUAUAUUGUGGCGUGCAGGAGGCAAUGAAAAGGCAAUUGUGGCACUGCCAUCAGGAAGACAGCAGUUCACUCCCGUAGGAAAAUACAAGGCAGAUGGAAUCUUAGAAACUCUAAUACUACAUAGCGCCACGAGAUACGAAGAUCUGAUUGUAUUUCUGCAGCAGAAUAUUCACCAGUUUGAAACUGGUCCCUGUGGGUGCAUCCUUCUGACGGUGUCUGUCAUCUUAUCAAGAUCUAUCAACCUGGUGCGCAAUGAUUUUGAUGUACUGACGAACCGGUUGAUCGGCAGCCAUGGCUAUUGUACUCAGGAACUGGUGAACUUGCUUUUGACUGGCAAAGCUGUGUCCAAUGUUUUCAACAAUGUGAUAGAGCUGGACUCUGGAAAUGGCAACAUCACGAUUUUGAAAGGUAUCACAAGCCGCAGUGAUAUCGGUUUGCUGUCUCUCUUCGAGCACUAUGAUGUUUGUCAGGUUGGUUGUUACUUGAAGACCCCUAAAUACCCAAUUUGGUUGGUAUGCAGUGAAAGCCACUUCAGUGUGCUUUUUUGUUUGGAAAAGGAUUUACUGGGUGACUGGAAAACAGAACGGAGAUUUGAUCUAUAUUAUUAUGAUGGCUUGGCCAAUCAGGAAGAAGAAAUACGGCUAACGGUUGACACAACUCAGAUGUGCACUGGAGAUAAAGAAAAUGAUCUUACUCCUCCACUUGAGCAUUGUAUCAGGACAAAGUGGCAAGGAGCUGUUAUUGACUGGAAUGGCACAGAACCAAUCCUGUGACUGACCUGACCUGCACUUUAUUUGUAAAGACAGAAAGGAAAUGACUGAAUUAGCACAUUCCUAUUCCCACCAAUACAGGAAAUAGGACCAGAGUUGUGCAGUUUACGAUGAGGAAGAAUGACAUGGUUUGCAGGCUGGAAGAGUUUCACCUCAAUCACCUCGUGCUUCAGAUAUUUUGCUUAUAAUAUAAACAACACUUACGUAAAUUCCUUGUCACUGCCUUUAAGAUACAGCUUCUGAGAGCAGACUGAGUUUCCACCACCAAAUCAAGGUUACAGAUGAAGCAGUGAAGUCGUCAACGUCCCCUUGAGGUCUCUUUCUGGAUCCACUCUGUAUCCUGCAAUUGUUUCAAAGCAUCUGAUGAAAGAUGCUAACCCCAGAUUUCUGUCACUGUUCAUGCCUUCUCUGUACUGACUAAGUCUUCAUCUACAAAACCCCAGUACAAGUAUAAAAUAUCAUCCAAGAAAUAAGUCUUCACUUCUUUACCUUACAUUAGUAAGUCCUGGUUUGCACUAAAGAGAUUGGCAACCAUAUGGGCUUUUCAGGUAAAGCCUGACCUAUACAAAAUUCUUGGGUCUUAAAAUUUGCUGUAAGGACUGUGGUUUGGUGUUACCAGAGUAAAAAUAAUACUAGUAUGUUCCUUAUACUGGGUGCAGUUGGUAUGUAACAGUGCCUCACACUGAUGUAGCUCAUUUUUCUUUCUGGAUGAGAGAAAGCUGUAUCAGUAUCUUUAUAUUUAUACCAUUGUAACAACCUAUACACUAGGGUUUAUUUACUCCAGAGUGAUAGAUAAGAUCUGUGGUUUGCUUCUUCAUAAUUAUGAGGAAACAGAAGAGCUGUUAGGUUUGAAAUUUAGAUGGUGCCUAUGUGUGAUAGAUGCCAUUUUUCAUGAUUACAUAAAGUGCAUGCACUGAAAUGAUGUAUCGUGGAGAGGUAUCACGAGGUACCAAAACAGCAGUUUGUACUCUGAAGUGAAUUCUUUAAGUGACAUAUUUUGGCAACACUUUACCAAAAUUGGAACAAGUUACUGAACUGAAGAUUGGAAAAAAUGCCUUGGAAAAAAGGCAGAUAAAUGGUGUUUCUGGAAUUAUUCCUCUUGAGAGUGAGUAUUUCAUGAGCUUAAGAAAAAACUUUUACCUUCUGAUAUUUAUCACCUUCUUCUUAGUCAGUAUGCAAACUCUGCUGAGUCCUGAUAAACUAGUAGCUAUAUCCAAAAUCAAUUUCCAACAAAACUUCAGUGUCCUACUGUAGUUAGUGUAGAGAUACCAAUCUGAUUGUGCAAAUACAAAUCUUAGGGAAUGAGCACUUGAGCUAGAUUUGGAAACCAACCUGAAUGUAAGCCACAACGGAGUUCCAGGAAGGUUUAGAUAGUCUUUGAAUUAACUGUCUCCCUCUUUGCUUCCCAAUCACAUCAAACUGCCUAUAUGCAUUAAAGCAUCUCAGAGUUUCAGUCAUUUUAAUUUUAUUUAAUUCAGUGUAAUGUAAUUUGUUUGCUUCGGAUCAGAUAGGCAAACUUAUUUAAACUUUGAGAGAUUAAGAUCUCCCAUUUAGGCUCAGAGGAAUCUGGUCUGAGCCCAUUCCUGCCUCUGCUACAGGGGUCUUACAUGGCCUUUGGCAAACCCUUUCAUUUCUGUGUAUGUAGGAAUAUGUUUGUACUGUCAGCUAUAGGUGGCCUCAAUAUACUGCCUUUAAGAUACCCUCAUCAUCCAUACUUCAAGCACUCCAGUUUCCCAGGAAGAGCUCAGUGUGAGCUCUGGGAAUGUGAGCUCUGGGAAUGGGAGAUCCCAAACUGCCAAAGAUGCCCCCAGAUCCAAAGUCUAUUCCUCCUGAAAUUUCUAUGAACUAUAGUCUACGCUUUGUUUCAUGAAGCAAAUACAGUUUGAUUUUCCCACCUACCUCACAGGGCAUCUAUAAUGUAAAAUAAGAUUUUAUUGCAGAAUGCAUUUGGACAGAAAGUAGUGUAGAGAUGAAAAAUGGAGGAAGAUUUUUGGAACCAGGUUUAACAAAAAAAUUCCUUUCUGGAUUUUUCAGUCGAGUAAACCUACGCCAUUUACUUUCAAGUACUGCUUUAAAGUAUGUCAGUUUGGAGAUAACCUUCCACCCCCUGAUAAAAGAGCAGCAAAGUCUUCAUCUGUAAAAGGAGGGAGCUGCCUUGUGACGGGCCAGAUUUCAUCUGAGCAAAAUACAGAUUCCUACAGAGCAGACGUGUUCAGAGGAGCUGUUCUGUGUUCAGAGGAGGGGAGAUAUCAGGGUGUGAUGUGUAUUUGCUUUGGGCUCCAGACUGCAGGAUGAGAAGAUGAAUAUAAAGGGAGCCCAAGAGGAUUGUCCCAAAUGGAUUUCACCCAUGAAGAUGUUAGAUUUUUUCAGGAUAUAAGAAAGAGUAUAGAUUAUUAAGUAGGUCUUGGAAAUAGACUGUGGUUUAUGGUUCAUAUUGGAGUAUAAAGGAAGAUGAGGAAAGAUCCUGAACUCUGAUCCUCUCUCUAAAACCGGCUGCAAAGAACUUUGAGGCUCCUUCAUCACUGCUUAUGGAGAGUACUUUUGUUGAAACUUAAUUUCUAUGACAACAGAACGUCAGUAAGACAGAUAAUUUUACCCAUUAUCUGUUAUUAUGCCCAUGGAUAUUUGUUCUGCAAAGCCCACUGUCCACCUGUCAUCUAUUUAAGGUUAAUAGAAUCCAGAUUCACCUGUGCCCUCACUCACAGAGGCAGAGAGCACUUGGACCACUUCACCAAACCACCACCUGUGUAGGAUAAUUCCCCUAAGCUGGAGAACUGAGAACCUCAGCGUUAUGAAGGUCCUUCCACCACCCUGGAGCCCAAAAGCAGUGUUUUCCUUCACCAGGAAGGACGAAAUAUAAAACUAGAACAUUCAUUGAGAUCUAAUUCCACUGCAGACAAAUGCCAGAGCAUUACCUCGGCCACUGCUUGCAUCAGAAAGAAGACUUGCAGAAUUUUAUUUGUUAUAAAGCACCAGAAGUUAUUUCCCUUAAGACUUUACAAGGCUUUGAGUCAAUCAGACAAAGCAAUGCAAAGUGUUAGAAGGCAGUGCAAAAACCUUUGCACAGAUCUGUGCACAAUCAUAUCCUCUUCCAGCAGCAUGCAUCUAUUUUUUUUAAUUAUGCUUUCCUCUUCAUUGUUUCUCCUUUUCUUUUUCAUUGUCCAAUGAAUGUGACUUCCUGAAAUGAACAAAGCAGCAACCAUUUUUGAUAAUUGAGCAUUAAAAGACACCGGUGGUGUUUGGCACUUGGUCUGUAUGUAUGUCUUAACGUCAUUCUCUUUUCUUCUGUGGUAUAAAAAAUAUACCCUAUGUUAAAAAUUGACCCCUUAGCUCACAACAGACAUGGCAUGUUGUGUAUGUAGAUGACUAUCUAAGCAGAGGUACUAUUUUGAAAAGGUGUCAUAUAUGUCACCUUUGUACAAAAUGUAUAUUUAACCUUGUCUUGUACACAAUGCCCCAAGCAAAUAAAACAUUUAAAGCUAUGGUUAUAA
Molecule: messenger RNA, 6051 nt
Organism: Calidris pugnax (ruff)
Lineage: Eukaryota; Metazoa; Chordata; Aves; Charadriiformes; Scolopacidae
Gene: MINDY4
Product: family with sequence similarity 188 member B
Exons: 18
Coding region: 377-2563 (728 amino acids)
Biological process (GO): protein K48-linked deubiquitination
Molecular function (GO): cysteine-type deubiquitinase activity; K48-linked deubiquitinase activity
Source: RefSeq, a predicted model, not a curated record